Molecule: messenger RNA, 2208 nt
Organism: Falco peregrinus (peregrine falcon)
Lineage: Eukaryota; Metazoa; Chordata; Aves; Falconiformes; Falconidae
Gene: CD28
Product: CD28 molecule
Exons: 4
Coding region: 150-818 (222 amino acids)
Biological process (GO): T cell activation; immune response; T cell costimulation
Cellular component (GO): membrane; external side of plasma membrane
Source: RefSeq, a predicted model, not a curated record
GCUGCGGAGGGAGGAGGAGAGAAGUUAUGUGAGCAACCAAAGGUGCAGCCUGGCCCCACAGGGAAGAAAGGCUGGUGGCGCGGGGCCCUGGGAGACGUGGCAGUGCCUGGAGGGGGUGGGGACAGGGCGUUGGGCCCACCAUUAGCACCAUGCUGCUGGGGAUCCUCGUGGUGCUCUGCUUCAUCCCCACUGCUGAUGUAACAGAAAACAAGAUUUUAGUGGCUCAGCAUCCUUUCCUCACCGUAGCUAACAAAACUGCAACUCUAGUCUGCAACUACACAUACAAUGGAACAGGGAAGGAAUUUCGAGCUUCACUGCACAAAGGAACAAACAGUGCAGUUGAAGUUUGCUUUAUUUCAUGGAACACAACCAAAAUUAGCAGUAAUUCAAAUAAAGAAUUCAACUGCGAGGGGAUUCAUGAUAAAGACAAAGUAAUCUUCAAUCUCUGGAAUAUGAAUGCCAACCAGACUGACAUCUACUUCUGCAAAAUAGAGGCCAUGUAUCCACCCCCAUAUGUCUACAAUGAGAAGAGCAAUGGAACCGUCAUUCACGUGAAAGAAACACCCAUCCAAACACAAGAGCCUCAGUCUGAAAUGUCAUUGUGGAUUAUGGUGGCAGUGGCUGGAGUUCUUACUUUCUACAGUAUGCUAAUAACCACAGUUUUUAUUAACCACUGGCAAAAAUCCAAAAAGAAUAUGUACCAUCAGAGUGACUACAUGAACAUGACUCCCCGGCAUCCACCAUACCAGAAGAACAAGGGUUACCCACCCUAUGCACCAACACGAGACUACACUGCAUAUCGGUCCUGGCAGCCGUGACACCCACCAGCUGACCCACCAGUAGCCUUAUGUGCUUCUAGGCAGUCACUUGCUCUUGGAUGUGGAAGGACAGCCUCUCAUUUUCUCAUCAUGUUUGUUGUUAUUGACCAUGGAUACCUACACCGUAGCAAGUAUUGGCUAAACUUCGAUGUAAGAUACUAAAAGAAAAAAACAAACACACAAACAAACAUAAAAAAGCAGGGGAAAAGUAAAAAAGGUUUGUUCUCCAUGACAGCUGAAAAUGAGAUACAAAUUGUGUUGAGGGUUGUCAGUGGGUAAGACAGAAAGAAGGCAUCAGACCUCAGAGCUGGUCUCCUCCUAACACUUGUGGUUUUGCUCAGCUGUUGGGAAGAGCAGAACUUCUGACCUUUCCCAAUAACUGCUGCCUUAGAUUUAACCCUUAAUUUCCUUCCCUGUAUAUCUAAAUCUCAGCAACUCUUGUUGCUGUUAAAUAAGGCAAAAUGUAAAAAAAAAAAAAAAAUAAAUCUUUUCUUCCCUACAAGACCAGGGCACCAUUUGGAAUUCAAAACACAUGCUUGAAAGAAAGAGGGGAAAGUCAGCCAGAAGGCACCCAAGCUAUUAGGCUAUGGCACAAGUGGGCCACCAGGACAAAUCGAGCUGAUAGAAAAUGGCUAAACCUUCAACAUGUGAGGCCUUAGGCUGGACACUUUGUAAAUGUUCAUAAGGCCAUUUGAAGUCAUGACCAAGCAACUCCACAGAGUGAGAAGGUAAUCAGUCUGAAGACAAAAUCAAGACAAACAGGAAAGGAAGAAAGAUCUGUUAUCUUCAUGAAGAACCCCAUUUCUGUUUUGUUUGCCUCCUACAGCGACAGAACGCAAAGUUGUAUGGGAAGCAUUAGAAGACACAGAGGUCAGGUUUUGAGGAGAGCUUUACUUCCAUUUUUGUUUCUAUCCAAAAGACAUUUUGCUGAGUCCUCCUGAAAAUUCAUACACAUCUUCUGGCACCUAGGUUGUACCAGAGCUCUUUCAAGAAUCUGGGUCCGGUUAUGAGCAACUAAAGAUCACCUGAAUUUUUUUCCUAUAAGCCCCUAUUUUUGGGGUGUGAGGAGGUCCUUCAUUCCCACUGUUGUAAAUUGGACUUGCAAGUGCUCAGCCACCUGCAGGGAUUACUCUGGGCACUUUGAGGAACUUUGCGUUGACUGGAUGUUACCUUUCUAUCUAACGAUGUUCUUCAGGAAUGCUCCAUGCUGGAGUAGGACAAAGGCUUUAGCAAAACCUGCUUCUUUCUUUCAGUUAAGCAUGUUUACAUUAGCAAGACAUCCUAAACUGUAACUGGUGAUGUCUUGGCAUAAAAUCCCUUUUCAUACUGAGGAGAUGAGGUUUAUUUUAUAGGGACUACUGAAUAAACAAUUAAAUGAGAAAUAAAUCCA